Molecule: messenger RNA, 1395 nt
Organism: Closterium sp. NIES-65
Lineage: Eukaryota; Viridiplantae; Streptophyta; Zygnematophyceae; Desmidiales; Closteriaceae
Source: the annotation of a GenBank genome assembly
AUGUUUCCAUUCUAUUUUACUCGACCUUUUUGCGGAAUCGAAACCUUAAUCGCAUCACACCUCCCCUCCUGUGUCUUCCCCUCCCUCCCGUUUCUUCCCUUCCUCCCGUCUCUCCCCUCCCUCCCGUCUCUCCCCUCCCUCCCGUCUCUCCACUCCCUCCCGUCUCUCCACUCCCUCCCGUCUCUCCACUCCCUCCCGUCUCUCCAAUCCCUCCCGUCUCUCCCCUCCCUCCCUCGCGGUGCCACGACGGUGACAGGCGACUGUCGCUACACACUGGACGACCGAUGCAAGAUAAUCAAGGGGCCUGCUGGCUGCCGUUCCAGCCAGACCUGUCUCUGGUACGGCGGCUCCGUGCCUCUUGACUCGGCGGCCGCCGCGAAGCGCGUCAAGGGCGGCGGCGAGGUCGCCGCGCCGCUUCUUCCGCCGGAAUGCAUGGACCGCGCUCGCGCGAGCGGCAAAGACGAGCCAUCCGCCAUGGCUUACUGCUAUUUCCAGCCCGCGUCGUGCGCUGACGUGUACUCUCCCAUGGAUCGCGGCGCCAGGGGCGACGGCAAGUCCGACGACUCCUCCGCGUUUCUAGCCGCGUUCAACGCCGCGUGCAGCGCGGCGAAGAAGGCGAACAAGCGCACCGUACUCCGAAUCCCCCGCGGAAAAACCCUCCUCCUUAACUACGUCACCAUGCAAGGCCCAUGCGGCCCGGGAGUGACCAUCAAACUGGACGGGAAAAUCGUCGCGCCAGAGAACCCGCCCUCCUCAAAAUCCUGGCCGGGCGAUUUCAGCGGCGCGGUGCUGCAAGCGAAGCAGGCGCACGGGCUAUGGAUAGUGGGCGACGGGGAGAUGGACGGGCGAGGCGACCGGCGCUGGUGGCCCAUGUAUCACGGGAAUGAGCUCCCAAGGGAGCUGAAGCGGCCCGUUCUGCUGGACAUAUUCGCUAGCUACAGCGUGACGCUCGCGGGUUUCAAAAACAGGAACCCCGCGGGCAUGCACAUGAACAUUUUCCGCAGCGGCUACGUGCGCGUGUCGAACGUGACAGUUGAGUCGCCUGCUGACAGCCCCAACACAGACGGCAUUCACAUCGGCUCGUCCAGCGACGUGGUUGUGGAGUUCAGCAACAUUCACACGGGCGACGACAACAUUUCCAUAGAAGAAGGGGCGCAUAGAGUCACCAUCGCCAACAUAUGGGGCACGGCUGGCCACGGCAUCAGCAUCGGUAGCCUUGGAGCACACGGCACAGUGGCAUGUGUUUCCGAUGUGACUGUACGCAACGUGGUUCUAACAGACACAGACAAUGGGCUGCGCAUCAAGACGUACCAGGGGGGCCGCGGCCUGGUGAAGAACAUUCAGUUUAAGAACGUGCUUAUGAAGAACAUCAAGCUUCCGAUAGUGAUUGAUCAG